Molecule: messenger RNA, 2678 nt
Organism: Coregonus sp. 'balchen'
Lineage: Eukaryota; Metazoa; Chordata; Actinopteri; Salmoniformes; Salmonidae
Source: the annotation of a GenBank genome assembly
AUGCACCUGUGUGUUGCUCAGCUCAUGCAGCUGGUGAGUCCCGAUGGCCAUAGAUGUCUUCAUUUCCAUUGCAGCCACCAGAGGACAUUUAGUGACAUUUUAAUUAGUGAAAUAUGUAUUAAUAUUUUGGAGCUUGUAUUAUGCAGUACAUAUGUCAAUGUUCCUUAAUGUCUUGUUGAACCCUUUCGUCUUUCCCUGACCCCUGACCUCUGACCCAUCUGACCCCUAGUCGAACCUGGAGCAUGAUGUAUCUAGCAUACUGACGUCACUCCAGGCUGACCUCUGACCCCUAGUCGAACCUGGAGCAUGAUGUAUCUAGCAUACUGACGUCACUCCAGGCUGACCUCUGACUGCUAACCUCUGACCCCUAGUCGAACCUGGAGCAUGAUGUAUCUAGCAUACUGACGUCCCUCCAGGCUGAUCUCUGACCUCUGACCCCUAGUCGAACCUGGAGCAUGAUGUAUCUAGCAUACUGACGUCCCUCCAGGCUGAUCUCUGACCUCUGACCCCUAGUCGAACCUGGAGCAUGAUGUAUAUAGCAGACUGACGUCCCUCCAGGCUGAUCUCUGACCUCUGACCCCUAGUCGAACCUGGAGCAUGAUGUAUAUAGCAGACUGACGUCCCUCCAGGCUGAUCUCUGACCUCUGACCCCUAGUCGAACCUGGAGCAUGAUGUAUCUAGCAUACUGACGUCACUCCAGGCUGACCUCUGACCCCUAGUCGAACCUGGAGCAUGAUGUAUAUAGCAGACUGACGUCCCUCCAGGCUGACCUCUGACCCCUAGUCGAACCUGGAGCAUGAUGUAUAUAGCAGACUGACGUCCCUCCAGGCUGAUCUCUGACCUCUGACCCCUAGUCGAACCUGGAGCAUGAUGUAUAUAGCAGACUGACGUCACUCCAGGCUGACCUCUGACCCCUAGUCGAACCUGGAGCAUGAUGUAUAUAGCAGACUGACGUCACUCCAGGCUGACCUCUGACCCCUAGUCGAACCUGGAGCAUGAUGUAUAUAGCAGACUGACGUCCCUCCAGGCUGAUCUCUGACCUCUGACCCCUAGUCGAACCUGGAGCAUGAUGUAUAUAGCAGACUGACGUCCCUCCAGGCUGAUCUCUGACCUCUGACCCCUAGUCGAACCUGGAGCAUGAUGUAUAUAGCAGACUGACGUCCCUCCAGGCUGAUCUCUGACCUCUGACCCCUAGUCGAACCUGGAGCAUGAUGUAUAUAGCAGACUGACGUCACUCCAGGCUGACCUCUGACCCCUAGUCGAACCUGGAGCAUGAUGUAUAUAGCAGACUGACGUCCCUCCAGGCUGAUCUCUGACUGCUAACCUCUGACCCCUAGUCGAACCUGGAGCAUGAUGUAUAUAGCAGACUGACGUCCCUCCAGGCUGACCUCUGACCCCUAGUCGAACCUGGAGCAUGAUGUAUAUAGCAGACUGACGUCCCUCCAGGCUGAUCUCUGACCUCUGACCCCUAGUCGAACCUGGAGCAUGAUGUAUAUAGCAGACUGACGUCCCUCCAGGCUGAUCUCUGACCUCUGACCCCUAGUCGAACCUGGAGCAUGAUGUAUAUAGCAGACUGACGUCCCUCCGGGCUGAUCUCUGACCCCUAGUCGAACCUGGAGCAUGAUGUAUAUAGCAGACUGACGUCCCUCCAGGCUGAUCUCUGACCUCUGACCCCUAGUCGAACCUGGAGCAUGAUGUAUAUAGCAGACUGACGUCCCUCCAGGAGGGGCUAAUCCCUAAGAAGAGGGCCGGGGUCGACGACGAGCUGCACCGCAUCAACGAACUCAUACAGGUGUGUGGGUCUAGUACCAAAUACAUCAUAUAUGGCCUCCUGUAGCUCAGUUGGUAGAGCAUGGCGCUUGCAACGCCAGGGUUGUGGGUUCGAUUCCCACGGGGGGCCAGUAUGAUUUUUUUUUUAUUAAAAAAUGUAUGCACUCACUAACUGUAAGUCGCUCUGGAUAAGAGCGUCUGCUAAAUGACUAAAAUGUAAAAUAUAAGUUAACUCAUACAGGUACAUGGAUUGUUUGAAUGAUUGGUUGAUUCAGUGAUUGAUUGAUUGGUUGAGUGUUUGAUGACAUUUAUUGUCCUUCAAGAGGAAAUCCUCACAUGACAAAAGUCACAAGUUUGUUUAUCACGGUCACAGUUUGAGUGGGGAUCAAUUUCAAUGCAUUUAUUUUCUAUACUCAAUAGUGUGAUACUUCUACGGUGUUGUCAUGUAACUAACUGAAUGUUGGUUCUGUGUGCAGGGUAACAUGCAGCGCUGUAAACUGGUGAUGGACCAGGUAACAGAGACCCGGGACACUAUGAUGAAAGUUCUGGAUCACAAAGACAAGGUCCUCAAGCUGCUCAACAAGAACGGAGCUGUCAAAAAGUCUAACAAACUGAAACGUAAGGAUCGGGCCUAGCCUGGGCUUCCUGUUCCAUCACCAACGCCAUGGGUCUGUUCAUUAGGGCAUGCAAUGUUUUAAAAACGUUUUGCAACGGAAGAUGAAAAUUAAAAGUCAAGGUGGUAGUCCCUCCCUGUUUGUCUGUUUUGCUGCUGCUACAUGCCUAAUGAACACGACCCACCUCUGCCCUGCCCUUCUGGAGGACAGGGUGGAAGAGCUGCUCUGAGCUAACGAACUGGUGGUGCUAUGACUGCUGCGCACCAUCACCCUCUAUCUCUGUCUGUGGACUGA